Cherax quadricarinatus is the source of this 3262-nucleotide messenger RNA. The record is from RefSeq and is a predicted model, not a curated record. Lineage: Eukaryota; Metazoa; Arthropoda; Malacostraca; Decapoda; Parastacidae.
AUGGUCCUCGUGGACUACGGUCCUGGUGGACUACGGUCCUGGUGGACUACGGUCCUGGUGGACCAAGGGCCUGGGUCUUCUCCAUCUGGUCACUCCGCAGUUUGGAGAAGAAAACUGGACGUCUUUUCGGACACAACGACGGGGCAGGACCUGCUGGAUAUCGUCUUCAGUCACCUCAACCUCAUGGAGACAGCUUACUUCGGCCUCCGCUACCUCGACCCUUCCAACCAAACUCACUGGCUGGACCCGGCCAAGAAGGUGGUAAAGCAACUUAAAGCUUUCCGUUGGAGGCACAGAGGAACGUCUCCCUUUACACUGUACUUUAGUGUAAAGUUCUACGCAGCUGACCCGUGCAAGCUGGUGGAGGAAAUCACUAGGUACCAGUUCUUCCUGCAGGUGAAACAGGACAUCCUGCAGGGCCGGCUGCCUAUAUCCCAGGACCUGUCCGCAGAGCUUGGCUCCUACGCUGUUCAGUCUGAGCUUGGAGACUACGACCCACGGCGUCACUCCCCUGGCUACGUUUCCGAGUUCCGGUUCAUCACCACUCAGACGGUCGCCCUCGAGAACAAGAUAGCCGAACUCCACAAGAAGCUUGUAGGUCAGGUGCCAUCCAAGGCGGAAAUGUGCUACCUGGAGAAAGUCAAGUGGCUCGACAUGUACGGCGUCGACCUGCAUCCUGUCCUGGGAGAAGACAACAUAGAAUACUUCUUGGGUCUGACUCCUUCAGGAGUAAUUGUACUCCGGAACAAAGCUAAGGUCGGCAACUACUACUGGCCCAGAAUAUCCAAAGUGUACUUCCGUGGUCGCUUCUUCAUGCUUCGUGUACGAGACAAGAAUAAUUCUGAGAACACUUAUGGGUUUGAGACGCCAAGUAAGGCAGCAUGUAAGCACUUGUGGCAAUGCUGUGUAGAGCAUCAUGCAUUCUUCAGGCUGACACAGGCCUCGGGCAACUCUCCAGCUGCUAUCUUCUCCCUCGGCUCCAAGUUCAGUGGUCGAACAGAAAAGGAAGCAGUACAAGAUGCUAAGCUAGGCUCACGGACACAACCAGAGUUCACCAGAAUGCCCAGUAGGAGGUACCAGCGGCGUAUUGUUGAGGGUGCACAGGACAAGGCUUUCCGCUGCUGGAUAAUAACAAAAGCUCCACGUGUGGAGGAUGUAGAAGUGAAGCCUGAGACGCGCAACACCAUACAGUUGCCUACGCCUGUUGCUACAGUAUCACACAUGUAUCGCAGCACUUCCAUGACUUUAGCACCUCGUAGUGAUUCCCCCCGUAGCACUCGCUCGGCACCUUACCCAGCUGGUGUGACAGCUGGUGGCACAGUCACACUUAUAGGAGGAAGAAAUGGAGAACACAGGUCUCGAGGAGAAUCGCCUAGGUCUGUCCACUCUGCAACCCCUGCGUCUCACACCUAUGGGGUGUCUCGGCGAACCUCCAGUGUAGAUAGCCAGUCUUCUGUGGAUUCUCGAGGUCACCGCAGGCACAGGCGGAGUCGUGGGCGAUCAUCUGAUGGAGAGAGUGAGGCUAGCAGUAAAUGCUCUUCUCGAGGGCAUCGUCGCCAUCGCCAUCGUCAUCAUUCUGACGAUUCAGACCAUCACCGUCACCGCCAUCGCCGUCGAAGGCAUAAAUCAGGUGGUAACAUGGUAAACAGUGAUACCCAGUGGGCCCAGGUGCAGGCAGGCGAGGUACAGGUUCGGGGCAGCACAGCCACUGUGCGGGAUCUUUCUCAUAAAAGUGGCUAUCAGCCUUCAGGUGUUGAUACUGAAGCUGACUCCCACCAUCACCAACAUUCCAACAAAAAGCGACACAGGAAACACAGGUCUCGGUCUAGGUCUCCAUCUGAAGUGAAAAAUACAAGACUGCCAGAUGAGCUUCGGCGACACCUGGAGUUUGAUCUGCAGAAGACACAAGGCCUGACUGAGGCAGAGUUAAAGGAGAUCCCUUACACUAAGGUAGAAACUGCUAAGACCAUUAAGAUUAAGUACACUUCUCCAAAGACCAAGCGACACAAAAGUCCUCGACGUUCUAAAAGUAACUCCAGUGAUCGUAAGGCUACUCCCCCAGCUGAUGGAGAAUCUCCUCCACCACCAUAUACUCCCUCACCUGCCAGCAAGACAAAUACAUUACCCAAAGCCAGUCAUAAGGACAAUUCGGAUGAAGUAACUGGUGCAAGAACCCCUGAUGGAAGUGGCAUGGUCAGCAGCAACCUGCGUCCCCCUGGCCCAAGGUCUGUUCAAGCACCUGUCUCUCGUGUAAAAUCCUCUGAAAGUCACUCUUCAGGUGGUAACAGUACCAGAGGUUCAGGUGGGGACUCUCCAGGAGUAUUUGGAAGCCACAGUGACUCUGGAAAUAGCAGUGGGGCAGCCAAGACUUGUGCAUCCACCUCAACCAGCACGUGUGCCAGUUAUGGCUUCACAAGCAGCUCUUCCCACAAACCAGUGAUGGUUAAUGGCCCAAGUGUGAAGGCGUUGGUGACUAACAGUGCUAAUGGAUCCUCCCCAACUCUCGGCCAUGAAGCAUCUAGCCCUGAUUCCUCGGCCUUCAUGGAGGAAACUAGUGGAGGCUUUGUAUCAAGCAAUGGCUAUAUGCCAUCUUCAGCUGCUGUACUGAAAAAUGUCACAAAUGAGAGGGGAUCUCACUUUACAGCUGUUUUAAAACCACAGCCAAGUCCACAGUCAUCGGUGACCUCUGGAAUCAGCGUUGGUAGCUCCAGUAGAUCUGGAUACACAUCAGCUGCUCCAAAACCAGGAUUUCACUCGAGUCCCAGUUCUGUUGGACUUACACCUCUUUCUUCAUCUGUGAAUGCCUCACCUGCUCCUUCAGCCUCUUCUGUUACUGGUUGUGGAAGCUCAACUUUACCUCGGCCUUCAAGCAACCAACCUCUUACUAGAACAACUGGCUCUCAGACCAAUACCUUACGUACCAAAGCCUCGCAAACUAACCAUUCUAACCCGGGUCCCAGGGCUUCUAGCAAACCCCAAUCCUCCAAUAAAGCAGCAGAAAUGAGUCAAGGCAUCCAGACAACAAAUGGGACUAACCUAGCCCAUUCUGCCCUGCACUGGAAGGUGUAUAACUGGGAUGCAUACAGGGAAGAGGCAGACUGGUCUAAUUCACUAGGGCGCAGCAUCAAAGGUCAAGGACCAGAGGGUAAUCAACACAUCGGGGGUGUGGGCGGGCAUGCGCGGAGGGGCAGUGCAGGCAGCUUGGAGCUCAUCCUCGGGCCUCUCAUACAAAGUGCCCUUCAGUAAGUAUCAGGUUAGGAAG